CCCGCCCCCUGCCCAGUCUUCUUGUUCUCUCCGGCCAGGUGCGCUGUGCAAGCUUGUAGCUUCGGGACAUGAAGGGUAUAGUGAAGGUCGCCUCGUUGGCAGCGGGCGCCACAGGUCUUUUCACUAGAGUCCAAGCUCCAUUUGCAACCGGGCGAAGUUUUUCCACAUCACAGUCGCUGCAUCACGCACCGGGUCCUGUGUGGAACCUGGGUCGGCUCAAUCACGUGGCCAUAGCAGUACCAGAUUUAGAAAAGGCCUCCUCGUUUUACAGGGACGUUCUAGGGGCCCAGGUAAGUGAGGCGGUCCCUCUUCCAGAACACGGAGUGUCUGUUGUUUUUGUCAACCUGGGAAACACCAAGAUGGAACUGCUUCAUCCACUGGGGAGUGACAGUCCAAUCACAGGCUUUCUGCAGAAGAACAAGGCUGGAGGAAUGCAUCACGUCUGCAUCGAGGUGGACAAUAUAAAUGCAGCUGUGAUGGAUUUGAAGAAAAAGAAGAUCCGUAGUCUGAGUGAUGAGGCCAAGAUAGGCGCACAUGGGAAACCCGUGAUUUUCCUCCAUCCCAAAGACUGUGGUGGGGUCCUUGUGGAACUGGAGCAAGCGUGAUUUAAAAUCGUGAGAAACUUACUUAAUUGGCCUGAACAACCCUUACCCACACUAUCAGAUGUAUUAUGCUGCUGCUUCUGCUACUUCA
Messenger RNA from Acomys russatus (golden spiny mouse), 693 nucleotides. It is a transcript of the gene Mcee, whose product is annotated as methylmalonyl-CoA epimerase. Gene Ontology annotation, biological process: L-methylmalonyl-CoA metabolic process. Gene Ontology annotation, molecular function: methylmalonyl-CoA epimerase activity. The coding region runs from base 69 to 605 and encodes 178 amino acids. Gene Ontology annotation, cellular component: mitochondrion. The transcript has 3 exons. The record is from RefSeq and is a predicted model, not a curated record. NCBI's taxonomy places the organism in Eukaryota, Metazoa, Chordata, Mammalia, Rodentia, Muridae.